Mesocricetus auratus (golden hamster) is the source of this 4026-nucleotide messenger RNA. RefSeq names its product solute carrier family 7 member 8 (gene Slc7a8). The record is from RefSeq and is a predicted model, not a curated record. Gene Ontology annotation, molecular function: neutral L-amino acid transmembrane transporter activity; L-amino acid transmembrane transporter activity. Gene Ontology annotation, biological process: amino acid transmembrane transport; neutral amino acid transport. Lineage: Eukaryota; Metazoa; Chordata; Mammalia; Rodentia; Cricetidae. The coding region runs from base 669 to 2279 and encodes 536 amino acids. Gene Ontology annotation, cellular component: membrane. The transcript is spliced from 11 exons.
GCUGGUAGGGGAAGCACAUUCGCGAGCCAGCGCAGCCGCCGGGAGAUGCAGCGGGCUGCGGCUUGAGCUGAGACCCGAGAGCGGCGAAGGGACACCCGCACACAGCAGGUGGAAAACCGGCCCGGAGCCAACCAGCGAGAAGAAAGUACCUGAGCACCGCGCCUCCUCCGCCCUCAGCCGGCGAGAACUACUUUUACCCUCGCCGCAAAAGACAGACCGAGGGAGGGUGAGGGCGACCUGCUUUAUUGGGAGGAAGGCUGCAGAGAAUCCCGAGCAGGGCAAGCCGCCGCCCGGUACUCCGAGCCGCCAGCCUGGGCUCCUGAAGAUAAAACCCUUUUCCGGAGAAAUCCAGCUGGCGUCGCUGGUACAGUUCUAUUUUUGUAUUUACAUAUAUAUGCUCUUCGCCUCCCUUUAAAAAAAAAGAAAACCACGGCCCUUUUUGGUAGCAGGAGUGGCACGUGUCAGUGCAGAGUGGGAAUAUUUACAGCUCGCCCGCUCUCUCUCUCGUUUGCUGUCACUUUUUGGAGGCUCGGAGCGCUCUCGGUUUUUGAAACGGGAGUUUUAAUUGGAAACUCUGUUUUCCCACGUAUCUGUACAUUUACGCGCACAGGCGUUUAAAAAGAUACAGCUCCAUUUAGCCUUUGGAGAUCCGAACCCUACGGAGAAAGAUGGAAAAGGGGGCCCGACACCGAAACAACACUGCGAAGAACCACCCGGGUGGGAGCAGAUCGGACUCCAGCCCUGAGGCCGCGGCUGGCUCGGGAGGGGGCGGAGUAGCCCUGAAGAAAGAGAUCGGAUUGGUCAGCGCCUGUGGUAUCAUUGUAGGGAACAUCAUCGGCUCUGGGAUCUUUGUCUCACCGAAGGGUGUGCUGGAGAACGCUGGCUCUGUGGGCCUUGCUCUCAUCGUCUGGAUCGUGACAGGUGUCAUCACAGCUGUGGGAGCCCUCUGCUAUGCUGAGCUGGGUGUCACCAUCCCUAAAUCUGGAGGUGAUUACUCCUAUGUCAAAGACAUCUUCGGAGGACUUGCUGGGUUCCUGAGGCUAUGGAUCGCUGUGCUGGUGAUCUACCCCACCAACCAAGCUGUCAUCGCCCUCACCUUCUCCAACUAUGUGUUGCAGCCACUCUUCCCUACCUGCUUCCCCCCAGAGCCCGGCCUGCGACUCCUGGCCGCCAUCUGCUUGUUGCUGCUCACAUGGGUCAACUGCUCCAGCGUCCGAUGGGCCACCCGGGUUCAAGACAUCUUCACAGCCGGGAAGCUGCUGGCCCUGGCCCUGAUCAUUAUCAUGGGCAUCGUGCAGAUAUGCAAAGGAGAGUUCUUUUGGCUGGAGCCAAAGAAUGCAUUUGAGAAUUUCCAAGAACCUGACAUCGGCCUCGUCGCUCUGGCUUUCCUCCAGGGCUCCUUUGCCUACGGAGGCUGGAACUUUCUUAAUUACGUGACUGAGGAGCUUGUGGACCCUUACAAGAACCUUCCCAGAGCCAUCUUCAUCUCCAUCCCACUGGUCACAUUUGUGUAUGUCUUUGCCAAUAUCGCGUAUGUCACUGCAAUGUCCCCCCAGGAGCUGCUGGCCUCAAAUGCAGUCGCUGUGACUUUUGGAGAGAAGCUUCUGGGGGUCAUGGCUUGGAUCAUGCCCAUUUCUGUUGCCCUGUCCACAUUCGGAGGAGUCAACGGCUCACUCUUCACCUCCUCCCGGCUGUUCUUUGCUGGAGCCAGAGAAGGCCACCUUCCCAGCGUGUUGGCCAUGAUCCACGUGAAACGCUGCACCCCCAUCCCCGCACUGCUCUUCACAUGCCUCUCCACACUGCUGAUGCUGGUCACCAGUGACAUGUACACGCUCAUCAACUACGUGGGUUUCAUCAACUACCUCUUCUACGGGGUCACGGUUGCAGGGCAGAUAGUGCUUCGCUGGAAGAAGCCUGACAUCCCCCGGCCCAUCAAGAUCAGUCUGCUGUUUCCCAUCAUCUACUUGCUGUUCUGGGCCUUCCUGCUGAUCUUCAGCCUGUGGUCAGAGCCGGUGGUGUGCGGCAUUGGCCUGGCUAUCAUGCUGACGGGAGUACCUGUCUAUUUCCUGGGUGUCUACUGGCAACACAAACCCAAGUGUUUCAAUGACUUCAUUGAAUUAAUAACCCUAGUGAGUCAGAAGAUGUGUGUGGUCGUGUAUCCCCAGGUGGAGGGGGACUCAGGGACAGAGGAAGCAACGGAUGACGUGGAGGAGGAGCAGCAGAAGCCCAUCUUCCAGCCUGCUCCUGUCAAGGACCAGGACUCAGAGGAACAGCCCUAGCUCUGAGGACUAUCAUCCCUUUAACUGACCACUCCCUCCUUCAUCCUUUCUGCCCUGCAUCCCUGCCUAGGUCCCCCCAACACACACACACACACACACACACACAUACUUCUGACUUCUGUCAGGCAGGGGCAAGACCUGGGUGUCCAUGGUGACAAGUUCUAAACAAAGACACUCUUGUACCCAAAGAACUGCUUCCAGCCCCAAGGCCCACGGUCAAGGUCAGGGUACCUGGGCCUGCACGCACUCCAAGGGACAGAGGAGAGUGAAGGUGCCGUGGGUACCCUACAAGACCCCCUCCCAGGCCCAUGCCCUUUGGGUGCCUCUAAGAAACCUGGGCUCACUGCUGCGUCUUCUCCCUAGUUCUGAGCCCAGGUUGGGAAGGAGGAGGUGGCAGCCAGCCACAGUGAGUUGUCUGGGGAAGACCAAUGAAACUCAAGCGUCACCACUCACCGUCAGCUGGAGAGACUCAAAUGCCUCUUCAGUCACCAGGGACCCAAAAGGCAGAGGGUUCGCUCCUCACCCUGUACCACUACCACUCCCCUGCCCGACCCAGGCCCUGCCCAGAAACUUCCCUUUCAGGGUGCCUCCUCCCCACUGAGCUAAGGACCAAGAAGGAGGAUCACCCUAUCCCCAGCUAAGCCAUGCUUGUGGAAUACACAGGGGAAGGCUCAGACUGCAGAUGCCAAGCCCUACCCUUGCUCCUGCCCCUGCUCCUGCCUCCUGUCCCCCUGUGGUGCCAAAGCUCCCUGAAGCCAGAAAGACUUGUUAAGUUCAGUCUAGUAGACAUCUAUCUCUCUCUAAAGGGCAAAGCGACUCAGCUACACCUCCCCUCCUGUGAGAGAGCAGUGGCUCUCACCAUCCCAGCAGCUCUUCCCACGCACAAGCACUGCCGGCCAGCCUCACCCUUCUUCUCAUCGGACCUUGGCUCAAGGACCAGGCAGGAAGCAGAGCCCUUCGGGGCUGAAAUUAAGAGUCAAACCAGCCUUAAGUCAUCUCCCAUUCAAGAACUGAGCCUAAAAAUGCUCCCUAGUUCUACCCUUCAGGACAGUCCUGGUGUUAAAUGCCUUCCCUGGAAGGAAGGGUGCUUCCCCCUCCCCACAGGUGCUCACCCUCACCCUGGGGAGACCAUGUGGGGGGAGGUUCUGAAGGCUAGUCCCUCUCCCCUCCCCCAACUCAAAUGAUCCCACCACCAUCCUGCCAUCCCAUCUGGGACAAGAUGGAAGACAGUGACAGAAAGGCACUCCCUUUGGAGACCUCAGAAAAGCUGACCUGUGCUCUCCCAGAAGGUAACAGGGUUUGCCUUGUCCUGGUAGCCACCACACCUGCUCUGCUAGGGACAGGAUCUGUUGAUCACAAAGCAGGACCCAACCCUCAUUCCAUCUACUCAAACUGGAAAACCCCAGGGCCUUUGCCUGGUCCUUCAGAGGACAGUCCAGGCUGGCUGUGGGGCCUCUGGGGGACCAGGGACCAUCCCUCAAUCCCUUUCUUCUCACUCCCCCAGCCUCUACCCACCCCCUCCUUGAAUUAUUAUCUCUCUCUCUUUUUUUUUAAGUGGAUGCCUUACUUUUUGGAUAAAUAUUUUUGAAGCUGGCAUUUCUAUUUCUUUUGAGUUUUUUAAUGUAUGUGGUUUCGGGGGCAGAACUAGAACCUUAAUAAUCUGUCACUGAGCUCAUUUAGGUUUUGAGUUUUAUUGGUUUGUUCUGUGGAGUGUUUUCUUUUCAAGUAAUAAAAUUUUAAAUGGAAA